CUGAAAUCGCCAACUAAAUCUUCAACACACGAUCUAAACGAGCCAGAUGAUGUGCCACAAACACAAAAAAACAAUUUAGACUCGCACGAACGUUCCUCCCAGGUGCGGCCGCUUAAUUACUAUGAAAAGAAGGAGAUUCUUCGUAAGAUUCUGCACGAUAAAAACUCUGAGCUCAUCAAGGACUUGAUCUCGAAGGCUAGUCCCGAGGAACUCAGCCGUAGGAGGCCGAAGCCUCGCGGGGAGAGGAGGCUUGUAGCCACUGACGACGAGCUCAUCGGCUCAGUCUCUCAGGACGAGGGCGCCGAGACCGUCGAGGACACCGGCUACGAGGAGCCGACGAAUAUCAACCACGUCAGGGCCGGACACUACGUUCUGCACAAGAACCAGGUUUACACCGUAUCCACGACCCAGCACAUUGCCCAGGCCAGGUCCAAGGGCCACUACAAGCUGAAGAUGAAGCUCCUGCACACCACCAAGGAGAUGUAUUUCUCCUUCCCCGACGGCUGCAAAAUGACAGUUCUGACCCCGAGGAAGGUCAGCUGCGAGUACAGCCACUUUGACGAGGACAGCAACUGCUACGUCUUCAAGUCCGAGCUCAGCGACAUCAGCGUGCCCAGGGGCACCAACAUUGCGAGCCUGAAGUACCUGAAGCCCCGCCUGAAGGUCACCAUAUCGCGCUGGCGCGACAAGAUUCUCGGCGUGUUCGUGCCCUUCCACAUUGAGUACCGGGUCGUCCAGCUCAACACUGGCAACUACGCUGCGACGCUGGACAACGGCCUCGUGGUCCUCGUUCCCACGUACAUCAAGGUCAACGACCACAUUGAGAUAACCACCAAGGCGUGCGAGUUCCUGAGGCGCACGAAGAUUAGCUAG
Molecule: messenger RNA, 873 nt
Organism: Theileria orientalis strain Shintoku
Lineage: Eukaryota; Apicomplexa; Aconoidasida; Piroplasmida; Theileriidae
Exons: 1
Biological process (GO): peptide biosynthetic process
Cellular component (GO): cytoplasm
Molecular function (GO): translation elongation factor activity
Source: RefSeq, a predicted model, not a curated record